This is a messenger RNA of Sardina pilchardus (European sardine), 1909 nucleotides long. RefSeq lists its product as uncharacterized. NCBI's taxonomy places the organism in Eukaryota, Metazoa, Chordata, Actinopteri, Clupeiformes, Clupeidae. The record is from RefSeq and is a predicted model, not a curated record. Bases 121 to 1683 code for a protein of 520 amino acids. The transcript is spliced from 4 exons.
GUUCUUUCUUCAGUGUGGGUCCAUACUCCACAGGCACUAUACAAGUAUCAACAAGUGCACUUUUAUUUAUUUUCCAUCUAAUGGACCUCAAAUGAAACCAACCACGAUAGACCACCUGACAUGAAUAUCCAUGUUAGCAAUAAUGUUGAGGACGACCAGCAAGAAGAUGACCAACAUUACGACAGUGACUCUUCUGUAUAUGAGGACUGUCUGGAAGAAUUCACCUCCUGCUGUAUAACUUCCACAACAGAAGAUGAGGGUAUUACGGAAUCAGAGAACAGAGUGUUACAACUCUCACCCAUGUUUGCCAGGGCACAACAAAGCCUGUGCCCAGGUUCCUAUGUGUCAAACCAUGAGAUGGAGGAUGAGGACGACACGGCUCCAGGCCCAAGUGCUUCAUCGUUGACAUGGCUCACAGAUGAUGAGGAAGAUGAGCUAGAAACACCGGUCAAUGAAGAACAAGACAUCUAUUAUGGCUGCAGAGGUCUUCCAUUCUUCACUGGCGAUGAAAAACAUUGGGACCUUGAACUUCCUAACGGACACUUUGAGCCAUCCCCUCGACAUGGAUCUGAUGAACAGAGUGCAAAGCAUCCCACAUCAUUCUCUACUGAACACACCUUUAUUUUGCAAAGCGACAUAGAUCUGGAGUCCCCGCAGAGAAGUUGCAACCAUGAAUCAAUGGGCUUCAGUAGGGAUGACACCUUCUCCUUCACAGAUGAAAAGAAGCAUCACAUACCAGGGAAUAAUUAUGCAUUAGCGCCGUCUUCUGUUGAGAGGCCUGAUGUAGAGAGUAACAAGGGCAAUCAUGUCUCAUCUACAUCUUUUUUUCAUGCUGCAACUGUAAACAGUGACUCUAGAGCCACUGAGUUUGCAAAGGAUAGCUUUGUAAAAUCAACCAAUUCUUCUCCUGCACUAUGUGGAAUGCAUGAUGACCACCAGCCUCUUAAUAUAAGUGGCAGUUCUGAUUUGAAAACGCCAGAUAAAGCCAAUCUGUCACUCUCUGUGGAAAAACCCAUUCUCACCACAGCAAAGCAGAUGAUAAGCUUGCCCUCAACAUCAGGACACUGGCACAGGCCUACAGCAAAAGAUAACAACCCUAUAGACCACAGAGGAAGGGAUAACCAAAGAAAUGAACUAUUAUCUGACAUUGCCUCACACACUUAUAACGAUGCCAUUUUAAAGGAUGAUGAAGAAGACGAAGACAGGAAUCACUGCUUGCCACUAUGCCAACGUCCUGUUUCAAGGCGAGUAAGCACUGUAUGGUUCCCUACUCCAACUUCCAUACUGUCAACAAAAGCUAGCCAGCAAAACGGUGAAAAUCUAAAUCCUUCUGGCUUUAACCCAACGAUUCUUUACUUUGGUGAGCACUUACAUGACGACAUAUCCAAGCUUAUGCCUCCACCUCCACCCAAAACAGGUGGAAAGGCACACGGGAGAGGGGGUAGACGGAGGCCGCACUCUGAGGUUGGAGUUGCUACCGGAAAGUCAAUAGCAGCUGAUUCUAUUUUUUUCACCAAACAGCAACACAUGAUGGUCAAUGGAUAUGACGCUGACGAUGAAGGUGAAAAUACCUCAAAGAUUAAAAGGGACAAAAUGGAUAGCAUUCAGUCCAAAUCUAACAUGACCAAGGAUCAGUCCUCCGAAAUGAAGGCUGGAUCGUUUUCUCAAAGACCUGUCCCAUAGUUUAUCAGGAUAGUUCAUCAAGAGCAAGUACUUCCGGUCAUAAAGAGGACGAGUCUUUGCAGCCAUGAGAGAACAGCUCUAAGCUCUAAGUGAAGAAAUAUCUGCAAGAGUUCAAUAGUUAGAAAUAAUGGAUGGUUCAUGCAGUAAUAUACAUAAACCAGAAUAAACCAUGAUUUUAUCAACUUUAUAAAGAAGCAAAAUAUAAUAAAACUGGAAUACAAUUCAA